AGCUCCUCGUCUUCCUAGACCCUAAUUCUUCAAACUUCCCCUCGUUUCCGACGGCAAAAGUAAUCGGACGACAGGAGAUUGGCCUUUCCUGUCUAAGGAAGAAGAAGACCGAGUAUCAGUUUCCGUCCAGCUUUGACGCAACACAAUGAACCCUUACGAUCGCAGAUAUGCCGACCCUGAAUCCUACCGUCAGAGAAGAAGUGACUUCACGGGUCAACCGCCUCCGCUGGGCCCGCCUCUGAUGGGCCCUGGAACAGUACCUCCAUCGGGGGCUGCAUCCUUUGCCCGUGGUACAUCGGUGCCGUACGGAGGUCCCCCGCCACCAGCGCCAGCUUUCCAGGGAAGGGUCCCGGGUUCUGUACCGCGUCCCGGAAAUUCGGUGGCGCAUCCGCACUUCCAGCCACCUGUUGGCAGAUUCGAUAUUGGCCGCGGUGGCAUGGCUAAUGGACACGCUGCAGAGAGGAGACGGGAUGGAGGACGCGGUGUUAGCGGUGGAGGUCGUGGAAGGGGCCGUGAUGCUGGCCGUGGGGGCAGAAGGAGUGGUGGUGGUAGGGAUUAUGGAGGGAGACAAGGAGGGUCGUCUAGACUGGACUUGGAUAAUAUUUCCCUUCCCAGGCAAGAUUUUGGGAAUUUGGUUCCUCUUGAGAAGAAUUUCUAUGUUGAGAGCCCUUCAGUAAGGGCAAUGACUGAGCAAGAAGUCAUGCUUUAUCGUAGAAGGCGGGACAUUACUGUUCAAGGCCAUGACAUUCCAAAGCCCAUUAGAAUGUUUCAAGAGGCCAAUUUUCCUGAUUACUGCCUUGAGGUGAUUGCCAAAUUGGGUUUUGUUGAACCAACACCAAUUCAGGCUCAGGGAUGGCCAAUGGCUCUAAAAGGGAGAGAUUUAAUUGGCAUUGCUGAGACUGGUUCUGGUAAAACGCUGGCAUAUCUGCUUCCAGCAUUGGUACAUGUUAAAGCACAACCUCGAUUGGUACAAGGUGAGGGUCCCAUUGUUUUAAUAUUAGCUCCUACUAGAGAGCUGGCUGUUCAAAUUCAAGAAGAAGCUGUAAAGUUUGGAUCAAGAGCUAAUAUCAGAAGUACCUGUAUUUAUGGUGGUGCUCCUAAAGGACCUCAAAUCCGUGAUCUUAAAAGAGGUAUUGAGAUUGUUAUAGCUACACCUGGUCGACUGAUAGAUAUGUUGGAAGCUCAACACACAAACUUGAAAAGAGUGACUUACCUUGUUUUGGAUGAGGCUGAUCGAAUGUUGGAUAUGGGGUUUGAGCCUCAAAUAAGAAAAAUUGUAGCACAGAUCCGACCUGAUAGACAAACAUUAUACUGGAGUGCUACAUGGCCAAGGGAAGUUGAGUCCCUAGCAAGACAGUUUCUAAGAAAUCCGUAUAAGGUAAUCAUUGGAUCGCCUGAUCUGAAAGCAAACCAGUCUAUACUCCAAGUAGUUGAAGUUGUAACAGAGCUGGAAAAGUACAACAGGCUGAUCAGAUUGCUCAAAGAAGAGAUGGAUGGAAGUCGAAUUCUCGUAUUCAUGGAGACCAAGAAGGGAUGUGACCAAGUUACCAGGCAGCUGAGAAUGGAUGGAUGGCCUGCUAUGUCUAUCCAUGGUGAUAAGAAUCAGGCUGAAAGAGAUUGGGUUCUGGCUGAGUUUAAAAGUGGAAGAAGUCCUAUUCUGACUGCCACGGACGUGGCUGCACGGGGUCUUGGUAGGAUUAUUGUGUAUUAGGAGUCAUAGUAUCUACUUUUAAGUCUUGAAAUGUCAAAAUUAGUCAAAGUCUGCCAGCUGCUUCCAGUUUCCUGAGAACAUAAUUUGUGGUUUGGGUGCAAGGGAGGUGCAAUCAUGCACACUGACUAAGAUUAUCCUUUUCAUUGAUCCAUAAGCAUGAUCCUCUGCUUGAAGGGAUUUUAUGAGUUGGAUUGAGAGGCUUGUUGGUUUCUCACAUUCAUUGGCAUGUCCCACAGGAAAACUCUUUUUGGCUGCUACCUUAGUCUUGCAGCUUAUGUUACAUCGACACGGGGAGCAUAGUUUCAUGAUACAGAUAAGCCAGUAUAAGAUUUUUGGAGGUGUAUCAUUCUAUUACUCAGGUGACAAUAGUCCUUAUGUCCAAAAAAAGUAAUUUCCAGGUUAUAUAUGGAGGAAAAGAAAACUUAAAAGCUAGCAUUAUGAAGGUUGUUUAUUUGCUUUAAAUGCCUGAAGUAGCAUGGCUCCUGUCAUCAAGUGUCUGAGUAACAUAGUUGAAGUUAGUAUCACCCAUCCACGGUUAUGGAGCCUGGUUUGUUGUGGCAGCCUGGCGGACUCGUAUUUUGCGUAUUCACUGAUUGGAUAUAAAAUGUUGGUGGUGACAAUGCUCUGUAUCCCUGCAAGGUUAAGGUGGGCACAUUUAUCUGAUGAAUGUGUUAUCUUAAAUUUGAUCAUUUUGAUCUUAGGGUGCAGGGAUAAGGGGGUGUUUGCAUUGCUUCAGGACUUUUAAUGAAAAAGUAUGCUGUUA
Rubroshorea leprosula is the source of this 2474-nucleotide messenger RNA. The record is from the annotation of a GenBank genome assembly. Lineage: Eukaryota; Viridiplantae; Streptophyta; Magnoliopsida; Malvales; Dipterocarpaceae.